Molecule: messenger RNA, 1893 nt
Organism: Dinoponera quadriceps
Lineage: Eukaryota; Metazoa; Arthropoda; Insecta; Hymenoptera; Formicidae
Product: BMP and activin membrane-bound inhibitor homolog
Exons: 3
Coding region: 383-1075 (230 amino acids)
Source: RefSeq, a predicted model, not a curated record
GACUGGCGGCGGCGAGCCGGCGCGACAGUGAGUCAGUCAGUCAGCCGCCGAACAUCGUCGAAGUCGGGCGCGCUCUCUUCGGUGCAUUCGCGAGUCGCUCUCUCUCUCUCUACCUUUGUUUUUCCGCCGCGAUCGCGUUAUGCUCGACGCGGUAAUCAGCGCGGGAACGAGCCACCGAUCGCCGAGGCGAUAAUAACGACGCGAUCGCGCGCUCCGCGAUGACAAGAGCGUCUUAAUCCCUCGAGAAGAAGAGACACAUGCCCGAUCUCCCGGAAAGCAUCGUACGGACGACGAAGACACCGGAGUCGCGCGCGACCGAGGCUCUUCCUGAGACACUCCUGCCCCGCCGGCGUAGCGACUGCGACUCGUCGCGCUCGCCGCGAUGUUGCCGUGCGACCUGGUGACUUUGGCGACGGUGAUGACAAGCCUCGUCGUCGCCGUCGUCGUAAGCGGCGCGCCGAACCACCUGGACCCGGAGGAUUACGAGGUGCUCGCCGACGACGAGGCCAGAUCCGCCGAUAACGACUCCUCUAAUGUGAAUAAGAAGAUACGGGAAGUAAUAAGAUGCUACUGCAAUCAACCGAUCUGCGUACCUCAGGGAUACAUGUGUCUCGGUAAGGGUUGCUUCACGGAAUUGCCGCCGAACGCGAACACGCUUCUGAGAAUCGAGCAGAGCGCUACUCGCAACGGUUGUCUGAACGAGGGCUUUAAGAAUCGUCAAUGUCCCGCGGGAUAUCUCUGCUGCAACCACGAUCUCUGCAACCAUGUGGACACCCCUGCAAUGAAAGACAGGCUCAACAAGACCCUACAAGUGCUGGCCCCCGAUCAACGAGCAUACUUGAGUCCCAUGCAGCCGAGCGGCCAUGGAAGUCAAGGGACGGAGGGCUGGUUUAGGACGACGACGAUCGCCGUGGCCGUCGGCGGCCUCGUCGUUCUGCUGAUACUCGCCAGCCUGGCCGUGAGAUUGCUGCAGCCCGUGCCGGCCCCGAUCCGCGCGAGCGGCAAGCUCGUGCCGCAUCGGACGUCCGUCAACGGGCCGCCCUUACUCGGACCACCGAAAGUGCCUCUGGUUUAAAUGGGAAAUUCCGCGAUCCAAAGACAAAGUUUCUCGACGCAAAGUGUUCUAAGUAGUAGUUUAACUAGCGGGGCCGAUCGUGCCGCUGGCUUUGGUAUAUGACUUGAUCGAGCCCUGAAGAGCGAUAUAACGUAAGAAUCCUUGUGCAUUGUAUAUAGUAUAUACAGUCUUUUGCGCGAUUCCCAAACUUGGUCUCGACUAUUCGACUUUUUACGGCAUAUUUAAUGCGCGCGAGAACGCGCAGUUCCGCGAGACGAGUCCCGCAGGACCGCCGGGCCAUGUACCGAAGUCCAGCCGGCAGGCUGUUUAGAAAGCUAGCGGGCCCUCGAAGGCUCUACUCGGCUGUGAAUUUUACAAGAAAAAAAAAAGAAGAAAAACGAACGACUACUGUAAAUUAUAAUGUUCGCGCAACGAUAGCGUGUGUAUUACUUGUUGCAUUUCUUCGAGGCGGCGCGCCGCGCGCGAGAGAGAGCUCGAAGAGUGAGGGAGGAACGGUCCCCCCUCGAACGUGACGUGUCGGGUCCUUCGGACACGACGUCACGACCACGUCUAACACGCACAAGGUGCAUCCCGUGCGAUUGGCACGGUUCUAUAAAUAGUACCUACGUAUUUCUCUCUUCUUCCUUUUUUUCUUAUCAUAUCGCGAACGACACAUUAAUUUCGACGUCGCGACACCCGAUGUCACAUCGUGAGACCGCCGUUCCCUUCGAGACACGUUGUUAUACGAAUUUUCCCUUACGAAUGGCAGCAGCCCCCGUACGAAGAAACGGAGAGCUGAGUCUCACGGAUGAACGCCGAACAUUUGUGUAAGAAUAAAU